This is a messenger RNA of Moneuplotes crassus, 1650 nucleotides long. The record is from the annotation of a GenBank genome assembly. Lineage: Eukaryota; Ciliophora; Spirotrichea; Euplotida; Euplotidae.
AUGGAAAUUCCCUUUUGCAAAAAUGAAAUCUGAGGGUCUCGAUCAGAAUACUAUCUGCCAUAUUAUGACAUCUACGAAUGCUCCACCCAUCUUGAAAAUAGAGACAUUGAGGAGGGAUUUAUCAAGCUAGAAACCCAUGAGCUUACAGAUCACACUCUGAAAUGCGUUGAAGUGGCUCUGCACAAGUUCUUAGAGUACUACAAAACUACUAAUAACAACAGAGAGAUUGAGGCCCACCAAGAAUUAGUAGAUGCUUAUCAGGCCAAAGUUGGCGCUCUCAGAAGUCAACUGGAAGGACAUGUACUACAAAAGGAGUAUUUUAAAUACGUUGAUAUCCAGAAUGAGGCUCAAGAUCUGUAUGAUGACCUGAAGGCUGAAGACUUGUUUAGAAAGUACACUACUGAUAAGUACAUCUCGGGAGUAUAUCAUGAUACUGAUCCAACUACAUUCGAAGAUUCUUCCCUGGAAAAACAGAGAUGUGAGAAGGUCUUUGAGGAAAAAUUUGAGUAUAAGAAAAAAGAAAUUGAGUGUGAAACAAAUAAGAUAGUAGAGGAUUGGGAACAGAAGACCCAUUCAGCCACCUCCGAAAUCACCCUCAUAACCCCCCAUCUCGACGACCCCUCUCAGCACUUCGCCACUCUAAAAUCUCACUUACUCUCCACCCACAAAUCUGAGCUUGAAGAUCUCCAAAAAGCCCAAGAAGCCAGUCUUCACAGCUUGGCUAAAAGUCUUGAACUAGACUGUGCCCAACAAGUUAGUACUUUAGAGGAGGAUAAGGAAGAGAUAGCUCAACACAAGGAAGAAAUGGAAGAAGAACUAGCCAGAGUCGAGCAACAGCUUGAAGAGGUCUUACAAGAAGGAAGCUAUGUAGAGGAAGAGCAAAAGAGAAUACUUGAGAGGUAUGACCAGGCUAAGCAAUUUAUAAUCUCUUCUUUGAAUGUAUCAGAGUACUCAGAUUUUAACUACUUCUAUCAAUUAAUCAACAACUGCUUUAAUGGAGAAUAUCAAGCGAUUGGACCGAAAUCUAAACUAUCACUGAAGCUAAACAACCCUAAUCACUUAGAGCUUAUCAAACUACUAAACAAGAGGAUGCCAGAUGUUGACAGUCUCAAUCUCCGAUAUAUUCCUUAUGAAUGCGAGGAAGCCAAGACUUUUUUGAAGAAAUCUUUCCCUCGUCAAGUAAAAUGCUUCGACUUCAACUCAUUAUCUGAGCUUAACAAUCCAUUGGAUUUUUACUUGGAUGAACUAGUACAAGUGAGCCAGAGAGUGACGAACAAGGUCGUGAUUAAUAGGUUUAACAUCAGUCAGGAUAACCUAGUCACUCUGUUCAAUGCUAAUGUAGAUAAGAAGUUGUUUGGAUUUUAUAACUGAAAGCUUGAGCUUUCUUCAGUCCCUUCUUUCUCAGGAAAGCUUAAGGGUAGUUCGAUAGAGUGCUUAGACUUGUAUGGAUGUGGCCACACAGCCUAUGGAGAUUGGGAUCUCAAUGAGUCUCACUUUGGCAAUCUGAUGAGAGGUCUAGCUCAAGAGGAAGACUUUGUUAAAAGCUUGAAGAAAAUCAAGCUUGAGAAUUGAGGAAUGAAUAAAUCUGAGAUAAAAUCUGUCCUCAAAGAAUGUGGGUUUGAUCUUGUACAACUAGUUUCUUGAUAAUAG